Molecule: messenger RNA, 1815 nt
Organism: Nicotiana tabacum (common tobacco)
Lineage: Eukaryota; Viridiplantae; Streptophyta; Magnoliopsida; Solanales; Solanaceae
Product: protein TRANSPARENT TESTA GLABRA 1-like
Molecular function (GO): protein binding
Source: RefSeq, a predicted model, not a curated record
AGUCAUUUCAUCACAAAUCUUUUGGUCCCUAUUUUCUCGCAGAGCCAACUGCCGGUCAAAAAACACUUCGUUCUAGCAAUCAAAUGUAAGCACAACUGACAUCCAUUUCACUACCAAACCCAUACACACAUAAUUUCCCUUCCAUUUCCCCAAUUCAUCCCACCAAACAUGGAAAAUUCAAGUCAAGAAUCCCACCUCCGAUCUGAAAACUCCGUCACCUAUGACUCCUCUUACCCCAUCUACGCCAUGGCCUUUUCCUCCUUCACUUCUCCCCUCCACAACCGCCGCCGUCGCAUUGCCGUCGGCAGCUUCAUUGAAGAAUUCAACAACCGGGUCGACAUUCUCUCAUUCGAUGAAGAAACCCUAACCCUAAACCCAAUUCCAAAUCUCUCCUUCGAUCACCCUUACCCACCUACUAAACUCAUGUUCCAUCCUAAUCCUUCUGCUUCCCUUAAAUCCAACGACAUUCUCGCCUCUUCCGGUGAUUACCUCCGUCUCUGGGAAGUUCGAGAAAGUUCUAUUGAACCACUUUUCACUCUCAACAACAGUAAAACUAGUGAAUACUGUGCCCCUUUAACCUCUUUUGAUUGGAAUGAAGUUGAGCCCAGAAGAAUUGGUACUUCCAGUAUUGAUACUACUUGUACUAUUUGGGAUGUUGAAAAAGGGGUUGUCGAAACCCAAUUGAUAGCCCAUGAUAAAGAGGUUUACGAUAUAGCUUGGGGUGAAGCUGGGGUUUUUGCAUCAGUUUCUGCUGAUGGAUCAGUUAGGAUUUUUGAUUUGAGGGAUAAGGAACAUUCUACAAUUAUUUACGAGAGUCCACAACCGGAUACUCCGUUAUUGAGGUUGGCUUGGAACAAGCAAGAUUUGAGAUACAUGGCUACUAUAUUAAUGGAUAGUAACAAGAUUGUAAUUUUAGAUAUUAGGUCACCAGCGAUGCCUGUAGCGGAGUUGGAAAGGCAUCAGGCGAGUGUGAAUGCGAUUGCGUGGGCUCCACAGAGUCGUAGACAUAUUUGUUCAGCUGGGGAUGAUGGGCAGGCCCUCAUUUGGGAGUUGCCUACUGUUGCUGGGCCUAAUGGGAUUGAUCCCAUGUCAAUGUACUCUGCUGGAGCUGAGAUUAAUCAAAUUCAGUGGUCUGCUGCGCAACGUGAUUGGAUUGCUAUUGCAUUUUCUAACAAGUUGCAACUGCUUAAAGUAUAAGGCGAUUGAAAGAUUGAAUUUUUCAUCUGGUCAUCUUCAAAGGAACGGAUGGGGCUUUGUUCUGUUGCUGCAAAUGGUGAAGAGUGGAAAUAGACUUGUAUUAGAGGUUAAGAUAUCAUGGGCUUGGAUGCUUGGUGGCUGUUUAGUGUGGAAAGAAACUAUGAAAGGAGUCCCCAAGCCCCCGACGACAAGUGAGUCUUAAUAACAUAAGCGAGAAUGCCGAGGUCUUGUCAAUGCCUCUUCAAUCAUUGAAUCAUUGUUCAACGCUUUCUUUCACAUGUCUCUGGGGUUAAUGGAGAAGUUGUUUGCUGGUUUCAUGACAAGUAGCUGCUUAGUGUGUCAUGCCAUGUUUAAAAGCUACAUUUGGGGCUGUGACUGAAUUUAAGAUGAGAAUAAAUAAAGGAUAAAAAAGCUCCAAGAAUACUUGGAGAGUCCAUAGGCUUCAGAUUUGAGGUUAGAGUUAUAUCACACUGUACAAAUGAAGGCUUGAAGCACAUCUGUGAUUAAUCUUUUUGCUUAUGUAGCUGGAAGGGCUGUAAUGGGUACCAUCUUUUCUUUCUUUUUUUUGAGAUGGAAUGGGUACCAUCUUUGUCUUGUUAACAAAGUCAUUUUAACUUG